Messenger RNA from Epithele typhae, 2256 nucleotides. RefSeq lists its product as uncharacterized. The record is from RefSeq and is a predicted model, not a curated record. Gene Ontology annotation, molecular function: ubiquitin protein ligase binding. The transcript has 18 exons. NCBI's taxonomy places the organism in Eukaryota, Fungi, Basidiomycota, Agaricomycetes, Polyporales, Epitheliaceae. Gene Ontology annotation, biological process: ubiquitin-dependent protein catabolic process. Bases 1 to 2256 code for a protein of 751 amino acids. Gene Ontology annotation, cellular component: anaphase-promoting complex.
AUGGCCGCCCCACUCUCUCUAGAACAGCAAGUCGGCAACAAAUGGAACCACUCAUUUGCUCGACUCAAUCGCGGAGAGCCAGGGGUUUCGGGCCUUAUAUCCUUCAGCGAGGCGUGGCGAACCACCACAGAUUUUCUGUAUCCGAGGAACUUGAACGACCCUCCUUCCGCCCUCAGGCAAUAUAACGUCCAAGACGUCAGGGCAUCCUUUGACACUCUGAGCAAGGCGAAAAUGCUUCCACUUCUCAUGGAAAACUUUCUGGAGAACAUGCGACAGCAGCAACAUCUCAUAGAGGAAGAGAUAGAGGCUUUCAUGGAGGAGUACCAAGAAACACGGUCUCCAGAGUCAAUAGGGAACAUGUUGUUCAGGCUAGUCGACUGGUACAGGGCAUGGUCACCUAUACCAGAGCUCGGCAGCACUCUCCUCUCUGCGUACACCCUUGGCUUUCAGACCCAGAUCUACUCGAUAUUUCCACCACUGUUCUCCGAAGGUUUCAAGGCUCUCAUUGCGUCCACGUUCGACUUGGUCACCCAGCCGGCGGCCGAACCACCAACCAUAUGGUCAGCUGCUCCAGCACGCCCAGACCUUCCGCUAUGGGCCGCAUGUGAAAUGCUAGGCUUGUUGGACCGGUACGAGUCGCUCAUCGCGAGCGUAUGCUACGAGUACAUCGAAGCACACGUGAUGGAGACCUGCAAGCGCAAGUGGGAUGAGUCCAUGCUCUCGGCCCUGAGAGAUUGGAUGGCAGAGAAGGUGGUUCCAUGGAUGGUGAUGCCAUACGCCAGAGGGGCAAGGACUUCGGACGAGGCACGGUCUAUGCUUCAAGGGGUAGGCUCUAGAUUCGACUAUCAUGUGUGUAGAACACUCUGUGACCUACGGACGGAGGAAAUCUUCGAUAUCAUCAUCGACUUUCCAGACUCGACACCUGCACUGCAGGACAUCAAAGAGUGCUUAGUACGGGUCGACCAACGAAGUCAACUAGUCAGCACGCUGCGUAAAGCGAACAACAAGCGUCUACUUCACCCCGGUGCUGAUACCAAGGACAUCAUCACCCAAUAUGUCUCGAUAAUUAGAUGUCUGCGCCUCAUAGACCCUCCAGGCGUGCUGCUGUACAAAGUGGCAGAUCCCAUCCGCAAAUACCUAAGAGGGCGACCAGAUACCAUUCGAUGUAUCGUAGCAAGUCUUGUAGGAGAUGGAGAGAGUGGUGACUCGCUUGUAGACGAGAACGAGCCAAUCCAGCCCCUACAGCAGCGCCAAGCGGACGAUUUCACCGACCCGAACUGGGAGCCUGACCCGAUAGAUGCUGGCCCAGAUUUCCGCACGAACAAGCCCACCGACGUCAUCAGCACCCUUGUCAGUAUCUACGACUCCAAGGACCUCUUCGUGAAAGAACUGCAAGUCCUCCUGGCCCAACGAUUACUGGCGGUCACAGAUGGCAACUACGAGCGAGAGCGCCGGAACAUCGAAAUUCUCAAGAUCAGGUUCGGAGAGGCUGCAUUGCAAGUGUGUGAGGUCAUGUUGCGCGACAUGACUGACUCUCGACGAGUCGACCAGCAUGUUCAGUCACGGAAACCGAUGCCGAUACACCCUACUAUCGUGUCGCGUCACUUCUGGCCUCCGUUGCAAGCCAGCAACCUGAACAUGUCAGGCACGUUCAAAGACAUGCAAGACGAGUACGCGAAGGAGUUCCAUACCUUUAAGCCCGACAAGCGGCUCUACUGGCUCCCGCAUCUCGGCACGAUCACUUUGGAGAUCGAGCUCCAAGAUCGCACAGUCAACGCGGAAGUGCAGCCUGUUGAGGGUGCCAUCAUCGAGCUUUUCUCUCGCAAAGACACGUGGAACGCCGCGGACAUCGCUACGGAGCUCAAAAUCACUCAGCCUGCCGUUCUGAAGGGUGUGGGCACGUGGGUCGACCUUGGGGUGCUCAAGGAAGACGAGGUGAACUUGUACCGGCUGCUAGAGAUCGCUGAAGACAGCCCAGAGGGGCCGAAGCCCACCACUCGCACGAUGACGGCGGAGGAAGCUCCCACGGUAAUGACGGUGCAGGAACAACAAGCGGAGCAGAUGAAGGUGUAUUGGAAGUUUGUCGAAGGGAUGCUCACGAACCUCGGCUCCCUGGACCUCUCGCGCAUUCACAACAUGCUCAAGCUUGCGCAGGGAUACGACCGCACCAUUGAACAGCUCGGGGAGUUCAUGGAGGCCGCGAGGCGAGAAGGGCUGGUCUUGGUCAAAGACGGGAUGUGGAAGCUGAAUCGAUAA